Molecule: messenger RNA, 1068 nt
Organism: Bombus terrestris (buff-tailed bumblebee)
Lineage: Eukaryota; Metazoa; Arthropoda; Insecta; Hymenoptera; Apidae
Product: N-acetyltransferase 9-like protein
Exons: 6
Coding region: 337-924 (195 amino acids)
Biological process (GO): protein acetylation
Cellular component (GO): membrane; cytoplasm
Molecular function (GO): N-acetyltransferase activity
Source: RefSeq, a predicted model, not a curated record
CACGAAUUAUUAAAUUAUGGAAUUCUAAAAAUGUUCAAAUAUUUGUAACUAAUAUGUUAUAUUAUUGUAUGAUAUUAAAUAAUUUUACAUAGCGCAGUUAGUUACAAUUGACAUAACUAAGCCGUGAUUGCUUUUGAUUGUCUCUAAGUGAUCAUAGUUGACUACACGUGUGUGGUGUACGCAACUUCGACGAAGAGCUGUUUUGAACGUAAAGCUUUUUUACGUGUUCAGUUAAUUGAAAAUAUAUUUAAUAGUAUAUUCGAUGUAAUCCAAAAUAUACAUAAUAAAGCAGAAGAUAAAUUGAAAUUGGAAACCCGUGGAAAACUUUUCACAAUCAUGUCUCUAUUUAAAGUAUUCCAAAAAUUGAAAAGUUCCGCGCAGAAAAGACCAUUACUCUUCAAUUCAAUGAUAUACGGUUCUUUUUACACCGGUGCUGAAUUCGCACAACAAACUUAUAAUAAAAUAUUCAAGUUUUCGUUAUCACCGGUAUCAGCAAACAUUGAAGAGACGAACACAUUUGAAAUUAAGAAGCCACUAUCUCUUUGGAUAAGAAACUUUAAUCAAAAGUUGGGUUUAUUGGAUGAGAAUAACUCGGCGCAAUCGAGAAGUUACAAUUGGGCUCAACUUAAACGAUAUGCUAUUUAUGGUUGUUUCAUUGCAGGACCUAUACUACAUGGAUGGUACAAAUGGUUGGAUAUAUUUUAUAAAGGCCAAACUAUAAAAAUUGUCCUCACAAAACUUUUGGUCGAUCAAUUUAUUCUUACACCGCCAUUGAUUACGCUGUUUUUCAUCAGUAUGAGUUUGAUGGAAGGUAAAUCGAAUCCACUGGAUGAAUGUAAAACAAAAUUUUUGCAAACUUUCAAGUUGGAUUCCUUUUUUAUUUUUAGACUUCCUGCAUGUACUGGUUACCAGUUCAAUUUUUAAAUUUUCUACUAGUACCGUCAGCACUACGAGUCUCUUUCGUUAGUAUCGCGGCCUUUUGUUGGGUAAACAUACUUUGUUAUUUGAAAAGUAUACCUGUACCCGAAUGUAAUAAUAAUCAAAUAAAAUAUUGAUUUCCUGCAUUAA